CCAAUGCAGCACUGUCCAAUCAGGACAAGUGCCUUUCAGGCGCACCACGAGCCCAAGAAUAUAAAAGCCGACGCCUGGCUCUGAUUCAGCACCAGUCUUUCUCGGACUAUACUAAUCUCUACGUCUCUACCGUGCUCGUCUCGGAACGACUCUUAACCCCAGCAUCAUGACUUUUGAGGAAAUUGCCAUGAAGAAGCCUAGUGAGAGAGCUCAGUACACUGGAAAAGCACUGGAGGAGCUUUUGGUUUCUGCCAAAACGAACGACUGCCUCACCAUUGGCGUGUAUGAAUCUGCUAAAGUGAUGAAUGUUGAUCCGGACAGCGUGUCCUUCUGCGUCCUGGCCAUGGAUGAAGAGUUCGAGUGCGACAUCGCGCUCCAAAUCCACUUCACUCUCAUCCAGGCUUUCUGCUUCGAUAACGACAUCAGCAUCGUGAGAGUGAACGACGUGCAACGUCUGGGUGAAAUUGUCGGCGCUAAAGAUCAAACUGAGGACUGUCACUGCCUUCUUAUCACGAGUCCAGCUGAUGGUUCGUGGGAAGACCCAGCUCUGGAGAAGCUGCACAUGUUCUGCGAAGAAAGCCGCCGCUCCAACGACUGGCUUCCGGAGAUCAGUCUGCCAGCUCGCUGAUCUGCUGAUGGGACUCUUCUCACACGAGAUGCUGUUAACCCUUCAUGGAAAUACAUGCAUCCUUUGAAUAAAGGAUGAUGAUGAUGUAUCUUCACAUCCCUGGAUGCUUCUGAGGAGGCUCUAAUGCAGUCCAGGCAGCGCGGGGCAUGCAGGCCCGAAGUGGGCUUUCGCCUCACGGUUCUGUCGCUUCUCGUCCCGUCCAUGCCAAGAUGGUCCUCCUUCUUUAUGUGAACGAGGCCGGGCAUGCCACGAGAGCGACCCAGCGGCCCUCAUUCUUUGUG
Ictalurus furcatus (blue catfish) is the source of this 909-nucleotide messenger RNA. It is a transcript of the gene gadd45gb.1, whose product is annotated as growth arrest and DNA-damage-inducible, gamma b, tandem duplicate 1. The coding region runs from base 167 to 628 and encodes 153 amino acids. Gene Ontology annotation, cellular component: cytoplasm; nucleus. Gene Ontology annotation, biological process: regulation of cell cycle. Lineage: Eukaryota; Metazoa; Chordata; Actinopteri; Siluriformes; Ictaluridae. The record is from RefSeq and is a predicted model, not a curated record. The transcript has 3 exons.